Messenger RNA from Amblyraja radiata (thorny skate), 5622 nucleotides. It is a transcript of the gene hacd3, whose product is annotated as 3-hydroxyacyl-CoA dehydratase 3. The transcript is spliced from 11 exons. The record is from RefSeq and is a predicted model, not a curated record. NCBI's taxonomy places the organism in Eukaryota, Metazoa, Chordata, Chondrichthyes, Rajiformes, Rajidae. The coding region runs from base 118 to 1227 and encodes 369 amino acids. Gene Ontology annotation, cellular component: endoplasmic reticulum membrane. Gene Ontology annotation, biological process: sphingolipid biosynthetic process; very long-chain fatty acid biosynthetic process; fatty acid elongation. Gene Ontology annotation, molecular function: 3-hydroxyacyl-CoA dehydratase activity.
ACGCGCACGUCUGCCGUGCAGAUUGUUCCAGUAAAGCGGGGACGGAGCGCGGCGGCGAGGCGAGGGUUCCGACACGGAGUCUGGCCGCUUGUCAUCUCAUCUCCUCUCCGCGCCGAGAUGCAGGCCCCGAGCCAGCCUCAGGGCCAGAGCCUGACUCCGCACGUGUACUGGGCGCAGAGGCACGGCGAGCUGUUUCUCAGGGUGGAUCUGAGCGAUGUGCAGAAACCUGAUGUCACGAUCUCUGAAAAUACCCUCUUCUUCAGAGCACAUGGCCAUGGAGCAAAAGGAGAUAAUGCCUAUGAAUUCCGCUUGGCAUUCCUGGAAGCGGUGAAUUCUGAGCCGCUGUUCAAAACCACAGAAAGACAAGUAAAUAUCACGGUGAAGAAAAUAGAGAUCAAAUGGUGGGACAGACUGACAAAACAGGAAAAGAAACCAAUAUUCUUAGUUCCUGAUUUUGACCGAUGGCUGGAUGAGUCUGAUGCUGAAACAGAACUUAGGGAAAAGGAGGAAUUAGAAGAGAUUAAUAAAAUAAGUUUGGAGUCAAGGGUUCGGAAGAAUUCCUACGUCACCAUGAGGACAGGUUACCUAUUUAUGUAUAACCUGGUGCAGUUUCUGGGCUUUUCUUGGAUCUUUGUCAAUAUGACAGUGAGACUCUUUGUUUUUGGCCAGGAUUCUCUAUUCGAUACAUUUCACGCAGUGGGUGACGUGAUGAACUUUUGUCAGAUACUUGCAAUUGUGGAGGUUAUAAAUCCACUGCUGGGAUUGGUGAAAACUUCAUUGGUGCCUGCAAUAAUCCAGGUACUUGGGAGAAUCAUGAUUCUUUUUGUGGUGAUAGGAAGUCAAGCUGAAAUGCAGAAUAAAGCAGCAGUGUUUGCUGUCUUUUAUCUUUGGAGCAUCAUCGAAAUGUUCAGGUACCCUUACUACAUGCUAUCAUGUAUAGGAACAGAAUGGAAAAUUCUGACGUGGAUCCGAUACACCAUCUGGAUACCUCUUUAUCCACUGGGAGUCAUUGCAGAAGCGGUCUGUGUGGUUCAGUCUAUUCCGCACUUUGAGGAAAAUGGAAGAUUUACUGCCCAGCUGCCCAACCCACUCAACAUCUCAUUCAGCUUCACCUAUUUUCUACAAGUUUAUCUUAUUAUCAUGUUCUUGGGUUUGUUUGUUAAUUUCCGGCACUUGUACAAACAACGUAACAAGCGUCUCCGACCAAGGAAGCACAAGAUAUACUAGAAGAGUUGUGUCUGAGUUGAGAAAGUAUCAUUUUGAUCAGUUCAAUUCACUGUAACCUUGCCUUUAUAUAUAAAAAAUGUAAUUUUUUAGAAAAUGAGAGAAGUCAUGCCAAUGUGUCAGUAAAAUUCCAGUAACCAGUCACCCUUUCACUGCCAUCCUUCUGUGCAGUCACUCUCACCGCAUUGCUGUCUUGCUGCCAGUGUAGGAGGUAUUUCAGAACUAAAUGCAUUCCUUCAUACCAGGAUGACGGGAAACUCCAUAACCCCUAAAUUGCUUUUCAUGUGCAUUGCUGGCCAUAUUCUUCCAUUUUAGAUUAGAAUCCAGCAAUCAACACACUUGCUUGUCAGAAACAAGUGAAUGCCAAACCAACUACAGAACACUGCAGGAAAGUGACAUGUUACUAUCUAAUGGCAGAAAACUACUCUUGCAAGCAUAGGCCCACUGAUCUGCUGGGUUGAAUCUAGAGCUGGAGUGAGUUCCCAAGAGUAAUAACAAGACUCCCAUUCAAGGUAUUAUUCAUUUGGUAUAAAAUAUGGCUUUGAGUAUUCAGCCUGCUUUCCUCCACUAAGAUUAGCAUAUCUCAGUUCGAACAAAUCCAUAGUAAUGUUUAAAGAUGCUUUUCAAGUCCAUUCCAAGUCCUUCGUGGUCUCCUUGGCCAAUAACUUUCACAGCAACAUCUCUAGUUCCAUUGGGACUGAAUGUUUUCAAACUUUGACAGCAUUCUUGAAAUGCAAGAACUGGGUGGUCUUUAAUUAUUCAAAACGGGCUUGUGUAAUUUCCUUGAUUCCCCUUCUUUUUGCCUUGCACUGUUUCACACCUCUGAUGCUGACUUCUAGUUUCUGUGGCCACUGCAGAAUCAUUUUUAAUCAUCACAGUGGCUUUGACAGGGCCCAUCUUAGCAGGAGCUCCAAUUACAGGUACAAAUCUGGUGCGCUGGCAGUGCCGUCACAGGUGUUUUUUUUAAUUCAUUAACUUAGUCGUUCUGAAGACAGCUUUAGAAGGCUUUAAUGUGUAGGAAGGAACUGUAGAUGCUGGUUUAAACCGAAGAUAGACAUAAAAAGCUGGAGUAACUCAUCUUGGGCACAGAUGCGGCCUAGGCGGAGGAAUUGGGAGUGGGGGAUCGAGUCUUUGUAGGAGGCAGGGUGGGAAGAAGUGUAGUCUGUAGUCAAGGUAGCUGUGAGAGUCAGUAGGUUUAGAAUUCAUGCCAAUUGAUAGUCUAUCUCCUGUGAUGGAGAUGGGAAAGGGAAACAAGAGACAUAGAUGGUGAUAUAGAUAUAGAACAACUGAAUGAGAAAUAUGCAAAAAAGCAACGAUGAUAAAGGAAACGGGCCAAUGUUAGCUGUAAACUAGGUGAAAAUGAGUGGCAGACAAUGAAAUUCACCAGGAUGACGGUAAAACUAGUAUAAUGACUAGGGUAGGACAGAGAGAACGGGGAUGCAAGGGUUACUUGAAGUUAUCUUGAAAGUAGGUCAGCAGGAAUUGGACCACGGGGGAUAGGAUAGUCGAGUUAUGUGGAAAUGAUUUCAGUGGGGCAGGAGCAGGCAGAAACAAUGGGUCUGCCAGGGAAGUUGUGUUUAUGGAUUUUUGGUAGAAGGUAAAACUGGGUGGGGCUGCAGAACAAUAAGGUUGGAGGCUGUGGCGAGCAGUCAGCUGGAAGUGAUAAAAUUGGAGAUAGUCAUCAAAAUGAUGGCCUCGCAGAUGAUGGCUUCAUCUGUGAGGUCUUGGUCCAAGGGUAAGUAGGAGGAGGUGUCCGAGAGCUGGCGUUUGGCCUCGGCCCAGUAGAGGUCAGCUCGCCAGACUACCACGGCAUCUACCAUCGGCGGUUUUCCUGGGGUCGGGGUUGCUGCAGAGUAAGCAGAGGACUAUACGUUCAUAGGGGGUGAGGUUAUAGGUAAGUGGAGUGGAAAGAUUGAGACACUGUCUAUAGCUCUCGUUUUCCUUUCCCCUGACUCUGUCUGAAGAAGGUUCUCGACCUAAAACGUCACCUAUUUUCUCCAGAGAUGCUGCCUGACCCGCUGAGUUACUCCAGCUUGUUUUUUUGCAGAUGCAAUUCUCCAGUGAUUUUUGCUGUUACUUAAUUUUGCUUUGGAGACUUUGUUGAGAAACACCAGAUCAAUCUCUUGUAAAUGGAGUCAGCAGCAAGACAAGGCAGCUCUUGCAGAAGGCUUGUGGUGGUUAGCACAUUAUAUGCUCAGUCCCAUCAUCUUAUAAUGCUCUGCAAAGCAUUUGGAUACUAACUCCAUGGCACGUGUGAUGAAAAUGAUACAAUGAUAGCUGAUAAGGAGAGAUUGGACAAACUUGAAUUGUUUUCUCGGGAGCAUCAGAGACUAAGGGGUGAACUGAUAGAUGUGCAUCAAAUUAUGAGAGGCAUAGAUAGAAUAAGGUAACCUUUUAUCCAGGUGGAAAUGUCAGAAACUAGGGCGAAGAGCUUUAUGAUCAGAGGGGAAACGUUUAAAGAUUUGUGAUGCCUAUUGUUUUUUACACAGAGAGGUAGGUGUCUGGAACGCACUGCUGGGGAGGGGGAGUGGGCAGUAUGAGCGAGCGGGCGGUGUGAGUUGCUGGUGGACCAGAUGUGAUGGUGACAUUUAAGAGGCAUUUAGGCAGACACAUGAACAUGCAAAGAAUGAAGGUGAUAUGGAAUAUGUGCAGGCAGAUGGCGUUAGUUUAAUUUGGCAUCAUGUUCAGCACAGACAUCUAUACCAAUGUUCAUCUGCAGUACUAUUCCAUGUUCAUUCCAACAAAAAUACUCCUGUCCAGACAUUUAAUUUUUCCUUUAACAAAUGCCUUUCUGAGCAAACCCACAAAUUAAAGGGAGAAAUUGAUUAAUGACAAAUUAUCUUUUACUUAGAACAAAAUAUAAUUUUUUCCUUUGUAAAACAGCUGAUACUGACAAAUGAUCUGCUACUUCAGGAUUUAACGGAAAACAGGAGCUGUAUGUGUCUUUGUGCCCUUUUCCUCCUCCACACCACAUCAAUAAAGGGUGUGAGUAAUUGUAUCUCAGUGAAUAGUGGAUAUCUUUAUGCAGAUAACUUUUUUCAGCCUUACUGGAAUUGUGAAAUUAAUUUUGAGUGUGGUUUUAAUCUCCAUUCUUCCAACCCCUGCUCCUGAACCACCCCUCCCCCCAUGGUUUCAGGAUUGGUUCACUGCAGCCUCCCACUUCCCAUCCCCUCUAUUACGCCUGUCAACAUUGGAUACAAAUUUACACUGACAUUCAGCCACUCAGAUUCAUGCUUAUGAAUAUUGCUGUCAUGAAGCUAAUUAGAAAGACGGUUCCUAUUAAUCUCUAAUUAAAUAUAAUAAUGGUACAUUAAUCUGCUUUAUAGCACAGUACACUGGCAAAUCAAUUCGCAAGAGAUGCCAGGAGAGAUCAUCUGUUUGAGUAAAGCCCCCUAAAUUGAAAUAGUCUGAAAGACAUUUGAUCAUUUACAAUAUGCAAGCUGUUAAAUCUGCAGUUUUCUUACAUUACAAAAAUCUGCCCUUAGAUAUGCUUUUCAAAGCAGACAAUUUCAUUGCAGCACCAUGUGGCUUAGUCAAAUAUUUAUUGUUGGUGAAGCAUUUGGAGGAAGUAGGCUUUCCUGUGGGAUAGAUAGAGCACAGAUGGAAUUGUAAUUCAAAAAAACUGAAAAUCAGUUUUAAUUAUGGUUCCAUUUACAUUGUCUCGCAAAACGCAGUUUAAAUGCCGUACUUGAGGCUCAAAUCAUGCAGCUUCCAAUGUAGUCCCAACUUAGUUGCCAUUCCUCCACUCUAGUACAUUGCAAAUCUCAUGUAUCACUGGUUCCAUUUAUGAGUAUCUAACUCUGUUGUGGAUUAUAUAAAUUGGCAAAAGGUUUAUAAUUGUUACAAACUAGAUCAGCUAUGUGUACAUAAGUAAAGUCUAGGAGGGAUUUUGGGGUUUUACUUGUCUCAAGGACCAUGGAGAACAAUUCAACAUAUUUUCUCUGGAAUAGAAAUUCAUUCUGUAUCUCUAUUGCCUUUGGUGGUGGUUUUUUGAGGUGACAUUUGUCAUCUUGCAGAUUAUUUCUGUAGCAGUGCUGAGCAGAUGAGACUUGACGUGUUACUACUGUGUUAUAGAUGUACAGCACAGAAACAAGCCCUUUGGCCCAUCUAGUCCAUUCUGACCAUGAAACACCUAGUUAUGUUAAUUCUCUCUCAUUCUGCCUACAUUCUCUGCUCUCGUCACACUCACUCUCUCUCGAAUUAAACCUAGGUUUUAAAUUAAGUGUAAUCUACACUCUGACAUGGGAUCAGUCAUGGUAUGUGCUUCAGAUAUGAUGUGAAUUAUUUAUGUGCUUUGUUUCCGUCAUUGAAUCAAAUAGAUAUAACUGCGUGUACAACAUUAUUUGAACUGCACUGAAAUCUAUUUUAUACAUUAAAAAUAAUUUUAUUGCUUAUUGA